Messenger RNA from Maylandia zebra (zebra mbuna), 8163 nucleotides. RefSeq names its product potassium channel, subfamily K, member 9 (gene kcnk9). Gene Ontology annotation, molecular function: potassium ion leak channel activity; outward rectifier potassium channel activity. Gene Ontology annotation, cellular component: plasma membrane. NCBI's taxonomy places the organism in Eukaryota, Metazoa, Chordata, Actinopteri, Cichliformes, Cichlidae. The record is from RefSeq and is a predicted model, not a curated record. Gene Ontology annotation, biological process: stabilization of membrane potential; potassium ion transmembrane transport.
CCUCCCAUCUUAGGGACAACUCAGCACAUUUGUGAUGAGGAUGUCCGCCGCUUGCGAGGAAGAUCUGAGGGUUCCGCGGACAGUAAAUUGAUUGUUUUCUCUGUCUUCCUCUCUCUCCCGUGUGUGGAGAAUGGCAGCUAAAAAUAUCCCGGAGAUGUUAGGAUGAACAGGUUGUUGUUUAGCUGAAACUUAAAGACCCGCGGGAAGAUGCUCGGCUGUAGGACAUUUUAAUUCUCCUCACAGACAAAGUUCGACUGGAGCAGAAAAGAAAAAGAAAGGAUCCGUCAGUGCUGAUUUCUGUGGUUCAUUCCGACCUACGUAGAGAACAGAGAGCAACAGACGAGCUUGGAAGCAGCUUGUUGAUGGCACUGCGCACCGGGAGGACUUGGUUUGGGCAGGUCUUGCGCAGGGUCUCUCGGCUGCAAGGCUCCUGGUCCAGGCGCUCGAGCAGUCUCUUGUGUCUCUCCACUAACCAGGAGCAGGAUUUGGGCUUCUGCCACCGGGAUCACAACAAGGCGGGGGGCUCCAACUCCGGCGUUCACCGGAGCGCACCUUUCCGCGCCUCCGCCUCCAGGCGCUGUCCACACGGCUAUCCCCACGCUUGCUGCGUCUUCCCGGAGAAUCCGAGGGGACAUGAGCCCCUCGGUCGCCGGUUCCUGUUGGCCAUGAAGCGGCAAAACGUGCGGACCCUGUCCCUGAUCAUUUGCACGUUUACAUACCUGCUCGUCGGGGCCGCUGUCUUUGACGCCCUGGAGUCCGACUUCGAGAUGCGUGAAAAAGAGCAGCUGGAAGCCGAGGAGAAGCGUCUCCAGGGGAAAUAUAACAUCAGCGAGGAUGAUUACCGCAAACUGGAGAGCAUCAUCAUGGAGGCUGAGCCCCACAGAGCCGGAGUGCAGUGGAAAUUCGCAGGGUCAUUUUACUUUGCCAUCACGGUGAUAACCACCAUAGGCUACGGGCACGCGGCGCCAGGGACCGAUGCAGGAAAGGCCUUUUGCAUGUUUUACGCCGUCCUGGGAAUCCCUUUGACUCUUGUCAUGUUUCAAAGCCUGGGCGAGAGGAUGAACACUUUUGUCAAGUACCUUCUGAAACGCAUCAAGAAGUGCUGCGGCAUGCGCAUCACUGAUGUGUCCAUGGAGAACAUGGUGACGGUGGGAUUUUUCUCCUGCAUUGGCACGUUGUGCAUCGGGGCCGCUGCAUUCUCCCAUUAUGAGGACUGGAGCUUCUUCCAGUCUUACUAUUAUUGCUUCAUCACAUUAACAACUAUUGGCUUUGGGGACUUUGUGGCCCUUCAAAAGAAUCGGGCCCUCCAGAAGAAACCCCUUUAUGUGGCCUUUAGCUUCAUGUACAUCCUGGUGGGCCUUACGGUCAUCGGGGCCUUCCUCAAUCUAGUGGUGCUCCGUUUCCUGACUAUGAAUAGUGAGGACGAGCGGCGGGAUGCCGAGGAACGGGCCUCACUCGCUGGCAAUCGGAACAGCAUGAUCAUCCACAUCCAAGAUGAAUCGCUGCACCGGGCACGGCGGCGACGGGAGCCAUACCACGCAGAAGUGACUGAUCUGCAGUCAGUGUGCUCCUGUAUGCACUAUCACUCGCAUGACAGCCCUAGCCCGGGGAUGGGAGGCCUGGGCUGUGCCUUUUCCCACAAGAACUCAUUCAGCUCACAGCUGAACCCCAACCAGUACUUUCACUCGGUUUCCUAUAGGAUUGAGGAGAUCUCGCCCAGCACCUUGAAAAACAGCUUCUUCCCUUCGCCCAUCAGCUCGGUGUCUCCAGGCCUUCACAGCUUCACAGACAAUCACCAGCUCAUGAGGAGAAGGAAAUCUAUCUAGACCCCAACAACCACAGGACCAUAAGUUUUAUACACAAGGUCAAACAUUUCCAAUGCUGCUCCUUUACCAAAUCUUAUUUCAGCACUUUUUCCCUCCAGUUUGGUUGUAUGAAAUUGAAGUAUUCUUGGGAAACUAUUCAAGAACAGCAGGCGCGGACACAAGGGGAUGCAAAGCAUGAAGCAUGGAUGUCUAUUUUUUCAAGAGAUUGCUCCAUUUAAGAACCAAACAACACAAACUGCAAGACUUUUCCUUAUUACAGAUUUACACUACAGAAAUUGAUAUAUUAACCUUUGGUUACAUACCAAAUGAUGCACACUGGGGGAAAUGCUAUUUUUCAAAGGGAGUUGUUUCACCAUAACUUGAAGCAGCAUUUACCGUUAUGUAUGUUUCCAUUGCCUCACUGCAGACAGAGAAUUUAAAGUGACUUAAAGCAUCAGGUAUUGUUUUCUAUAAGCAAUCAUGUAUUUAAACGGAUUCACGACACAUCAAGCCAAAAUACUGUUGCCAAUAUUAGCAUGUGCAUUAGCUGUCAUUUAAUAGUAUGCCAUGGUUUUUGUGACAUUGUUUGCGUCUCUUUUCCAGAACAUUUGUGUGAAAGGCAUCUGUUUGUCUUUGAUCAGAAAGGAUCAUGCUGCGGUUAUUGAUAUUUCCUCCUGUUCUAGAAACAUCAGAUCUGGCCAUAAAAGCUUUAUUUUCACACACACACAAAUCAGGCCUCAGUUCUUUUCCAUUUAGACAGACUUUCCACUUUUGGGGUCUAACGUACCCAGAGUCUGAUAAUGAUUUUUCCCUCCCGCUGACAUUCAUGCUAAAUAUGAGUUCAGUUAAAGUGCAGAGGCUUCUCUCUGCAUUCAUGAUUUUGCGCAGAUAAUUAGCAUUCAAAUAUGGUUAAAAAUGUUUUUAAAGGCAGGUUUUUGUAGUAGGAGUUGCCUUAAUGGAUAACAAUCCAGUGCAGCCACAAACUGUGUAACAAAUUGAUGAUUCAGUGCUUUGGCUUCCAGCCAUUUGGAGGGCACACAUAAAACUGAUUCUAAAAAAAUAUUGCUCAAUUUACUAAAGAUGCAGCACAAUUUCAGACUCUUAGUCUCUCAUAUGGCUCAAUACCCGGAAACAACUGACUCUUAUGUUUUCCAUAAUGAAACCUAUCUUUCAUUUGACCUCGAAUGGUGACUUUUUUACAAAUUCUAACGCUAAAACAUAAAAAUAAAAGUUACCCCUAAUAACAUCACUCUGACAUCAGCAGGGUUGUUUUUCUAUACCUCGAAAAGCUUCAUGAGCACCAUAAGAUCAUAGACUCUAAAUAGAAGAUGGGAAAAUUCACGAUGACAUCACCCUUUUUUUUAAUGAGACAUCAGCAAUGUGCAAAGUAUACCUUGCUUUAUCAUUUGUUUUUCUAUAAAUGAAACCACAUUUGAUAAAAUAAUGAUCAUGUUAAACUAUUGAGAUCCUAAGCUCAAGACAACCUUUACUGAGAUCAUAAAUCAGCAGUAAGUUCAUUUUUACGUGAACUUCACAGAGUCCUUUUUGCAACCAGAGGAGUCAGCACCCCCUGUCGAUAUUUGGAAGUAAUGGCCAGCUUUUAUUUUCAGUCUCUUAAUGGCAAGUAAACUGGAGCAUUAUGGGAAAUGUCGGUCACAACUAUCAAGAUGGGGAUCUAUGAGUUAAGCUGAGAAAAGAUCAUUUAUAGGAUGUUUGAAAAUCACAAAUUAAGUCAGAUUAAUGAAGCUGGCAUUACCGUGCCGUGAUGUUGAUGAGUGUAAGCGGACCCAGAGGGUGGAAUUUUUGAUAAGUGCAAUUAAAUUACUCCAUCUGAAUUUAGAAGCAGUGUAUGUUUAAUUACAGACACAUAUGAGCAUGCUCCAAAGCCCUGAAUAGUACAUGAUGCAUGCCUGUAGCAGCUAACCCUGAGCGUGCUUCUGAAACCUGCACAAAUGUAACCACGUAGGACUGAGAGCCCGAGUGCAAACAGUGACGGGGAGGCAUGCAGAUCUGAACUGACAACUCUUGAGAUCUGGAUACACUUUGGAGCCAUUAGGGAAACACGAGGUGAUAAACACAUCAACAAGGAGGGAAAAGCUGAAUAGUGAGAAUGAAUUAAUAGGAGGGGACAGCUCAAGAUUGUGAAUAAGGCAAGCUUGAUAACACCAGGAUGAUCCUUUCACUCUCAGUAAAAUAACAGUAGAAGAAAAUGGAGAGGGAGGAUUCUUUUGUUGUCGAAAGGCUGAUCUGAGGAAGUGCAUGAACUUCAAUGGGCAGAUCGAUUUUUUCCAUUAUAACUAUGUUAAUUACAAACAAUUAAGAAUGAUUUACCAAAUAAUGAACAUUACUUUUGAUAAAUCCCAGCAGUUAUUUACCUCGCUUUAUGACUUUUAAUUCAAAAAAAGAAAAAAAAGAUUUAAAUUUUCAAUGAAACCCCCUUUUUCUUGAUUUCCUGUAGGUGAUGAAUGCAAUCCAAGAAGUCCAAGCGCACAGGCCAAACAAACCGAUGUACAUAUCAAAUUCUCAUUUUGAAAUUUUCAGAGAAAUGCAACUUAGAAACAUCAUCUCCCUGACUCCUGUGUCUUGCCAUGAGGCUAAGAAAUACUUGAUUAACUCUGGAUGUUCAUGUUGAUUACCAGCCUGUUUUUAAGGUCCAAUUCACAUGUGUUUAAAUUUCCAUCAUGUAAAUUAGUCAGGAUUGAAAAUGCAUUUUAACAUGCAAAUGUAAAUUUAAGUGUAUAUUCUUUGUAAAGUAUGGAGCAGGAUGGCGAGAAUUUUUUUUUAAGUUGCACAGGCCUGGGAGCCUUUUUAUUCCCAUAGCAGGUUAUGUCAUGUAAAAAUCAAUGAAUACUCCUGGAAACCUGGUAAAACUUCUGCACUUUAACUUUCAAGUUAAAGCGUGACCUUCAGUAUUCUCUGCAGCCUUGUGUUUAACAGGCUUUUAUUAAUUUCCUGGGUAGCUGAGCAUGCCUCACAAGGUGAAUGCCAUUCUGUUUGGGCAAACGGUAAAAAGCUAUGGAUCCUAUUCAGUCGUGACAAACAUAGGCAUGGAGUCUAAGAGAAGCCCUAAAAGCAUUGUUUCAUUAUUGGAACUUUACUGGCUUUUAAACAUUUUGUACAGCAUAUUUAGAUAACAAUCUUUGGAAUAAAAAAACAAGCCUUUUCAUGGCUGAGAUGCAUAUGUAUUUUUACACAUCAGCAUAUGUGCCUUGAAGAAACAGCAGUCAGUGUUUCUGUUAAAGUGGGCACAUUUCAACAGCAGAUCUGUUUGUACGUUACCAAAUCUAUUGUUAGACUAUAGCAGUCUGGCUUCGGGCUAACAAUAGAGCAGAUGCGGUUACAUAGAGACAGAUUUCAGUCCUGAUAAGUCGUAUGAUGAUAAGGAAAUCAACAUCUGAACCCCACCACGCAGAGUCAGGCACUCACUCAUUGACAAAGCAGACUGAAUCACUUCCUAACUUUUAAAAGACACAAUCAUCUCAUAAUGGUUCAAAAGAUUAUUGUGGUGUAUAGCAGCUUGGGUAUCCUUCUCAUAAUGCUGGGUCGCUACUCCUCAGUAAUAGUAACACUGUGCUUUCAGAGAUAAUUGCUGAGCUUUGCCACAACCUCCCACAAUGAAGUCAGAUGGUGCAAGAAACACAAGGAGUGUGAUUAUUUGACAGGUUUAAAGGAUAUAACAUGGAAAGUUCAACAUAACCCACAACAGGCCACAACCACAGAAAACUUAUAGUAUUAAUUAAAAACACUACCCAUAGCCAAUGCUUCCCCUCAGCCUCCUAGAAGACACAACUAUGCUAGCAGUUUUUAGAAUCCUACGUCACCUUACUAUCAAGUUGAGAUUUUCAGAAAACUUGACGUCUGACUUUUGGGGUUGAGGUCACUGAGAUUCAGAUUCGGCUGAGAUUUUUUUUUAGUAAAUACACCUAUGGCAUCAAUUUUUACCUCAUUCACAAACUUAGGUGUUCACGCCAUCUGCUCGCCCACACAGCAGGGUAAUGACAAUACCCCGAAAGCCUUUUACGGCUAAGGGGUAAAUACUGACGCAAAGCUGAUACAGCCUAUUUUCGAAGCUGCAUCAGCUAUUUUUUGUGAACUUGAAAGAAUCAGCUGACAUUAUCAACUUAAAACCAUAUUUAGCUAUGUUUGGUAGCAUGUGGGUACUUCAAUUAGCUAAUGCUGCAGCCACUCAGUGGUUAGAGAUGGCGACAUGACAAAUUGAUUGUGACUGUGUGCAACCAAGUCCGCGACCACUUGAAGUGAGAUGCCAUCUUUAAAGCGACCCUGAUGUAUCAGCAAUAACAUGGAGCUCUUGUUCUUGUUGCUAUCAGUCUGCAAUUGAAUGGGGUCAAGCUGGUAACUACAUACCAACAUCUGUUUGUGAUAAUAUAGAAAUAAACUGAUAAAAUGAUAAAUUGUCAUUUUACUGCAAAAUACAAAAUCGCCUUGUAACUGAAAGUGGCCCCCAGGCUAACACAGGUUAGGUAACCAGCUGGUUGCUGCAACUACUUUCAAUUGAUUGACAAACACAAUCACAGAGUAACCACGUAUUUUUCCUAGUCUCAAUUAGGGUGGCCUCAAUGAGGCGUCACUGAGCUAUAAGAGGCAAGCUAAAACACACAAACCCCGCAGUCAACGUUGAGAGUCAGGAGCGUCAGUUUUAAGCUAACAGCUACUUAAUAUCUUUGUACAUUGCCAAUGAAAAAGGAUAUGUUGUGAGAAAGAUUCUCCAGUAAACAUGUUUAACAUUACAGUUGGAGUCAUGUAUAGAUCAAUAGAUCUACUGAUCUAUACAAAAGAACAAUAUUUACUCUUUCCCAAGAUAAAUAUGCAGCUCCCAAGGUUUCUUGGAUGUUAUCACCUUAAGAACUUUGCUUGCUGUUUGAUGCUUGGCAGAUAGAUUUCUAGCUAAAGAGCGUUGAGACAAGAGCAGGGCCAGAAAAUCAGCCAUCCAAAAUGCACAAACAAACUUAGCUUAGGGUGAUGAUGAUUCAUGAUUCUUACUCCAAGUCCCCCGUUUUCUUUUUGUGGUUGUUGUUGUUUUCCCCCAUUUUACUUAGUCAUAUAAUCCCAAUCAACCAAGGAAGCGGAUGAUGGAAUUCCAGCUUAAUGUCACAAAAAUAUAUAAGGUCAGAUAGUGAGACAGCUGUAUGCAUCAUUGAUUUUGAUCUCUUUGGGGGAUUUGUUGAUAAUAUGAAACCUUAAUAUAGGUCAAGGUUAUCUGAAUGUACUUGAAGAGUACACUGACGAGAAAACAACUGUUCUUUUUGGACUUUGUUGUUGAGACGUUUCAGUGCUUCCUCCUCUCACCUGUUACUCUGAGAAUGCAGUACACCAGAAUGAUCGUUACCAUUAUCGAGAUCUAUCAUUACCAGAACACUGAUAGGGUUAACCAAAUAUCUGCGCUCACUAAGUGAUCAGUGGCAUCUGCUUUGCUUCCACUUUCACAGUAAAACCUUUCCAAGCAGCAUUUCUGGGGAAUGUAUCAGCCAUAAUGGAUCAUUUUAUUUUUUUUUAUUUUUGAAUGGAAGAAGCAAACAAAUUAACUCAUUUAAUCUUCAUGAGCAGCAAGUCAGAUCGUUUUUCAUCCCCCUCCCACACGCGUUCAUAUUACUCUGAUUUUUCAACCACCACGUCACAUGUCACGCUGAUGGUCCUCGACUGAAUGUUACUCUGUAACAGAUGCAGACGGCACGGAGAAACAGCCGCACACGCCAUUGCUCUCACCAGACAAACACGGCUGCAUAUUGUCUUCUGCCACGUGGGGUCAUACGAUACGGAGGUGAUUUGAUUCCCGUUGGUCAUUGGCUGCUGCUUCUUUUUACGGCAUCCCGUAUGUGGCCAUGCUUGGCUUCCAGGUGUUCCUUACUGCAUGUGGCAGUAUGUGCAGGCCAUUUCUCUGUCAACAGUGCCAUGUUUAUCUACGACAGGGACAAAGAGACACAAAUUGCACUACUAUCUGUGUAAUAAUAGAAAAUGUGUUCCAUAACUUCUAUUUGUGAAAUAUCCUUUGCAAUAGGUUCUUCUGUAGGUCUGAUGAACAAAAAAAUACCAUGUACCAUAUUCCUUACAGGAGAUUAUAGCCCAUCUUGCUGGUAAUCAUGUGGUUUGAGGCCACUGACGUCCUCUGUUGCAAUUUUGAAACUGAUGUCUGUACAGUGCUCUCUGGUGUGGCUCUCUUUUCAACAUUUAGAGAAGAGAUCGUUGAGAUUUGUUCAGAGUGCAAUGAACAUUUUACAUAACAUUUUACAUUUGUAUGUUUUCUUUUUUCUUUCUUUCCUUUUUUUUUGGUGAGUGUGUGUGCAUGAUUUGGUGUGGGUGACUCACUGGGUUUGAACAGCCUGGGUGAAGCCAUAACACA